Rotaria sp. Silwood2 is the source of this 708-nucleotide messenger RNA. The record is from the annotation of a GenBank genome assembly. NCBI's taxonomy places the organism in Eukaryota, Metazoa, Rotifera, Eurotatoria, Philodinida, Philodinidae.
AUGACACUGAGUUUUUCAAGGUAUGGAAUUGGAGUUGCAGGUGCAAAGUAUCUUGUUGAUGCAUUACGAACUAACAAUAAACGAGAUUCAGAAUUAGCAUUAAAACGUAUUAAAACUGAUAUACAUAAUUGUUCAGCAUUAAUUACUGAACCAAAAUUAUUAACACAACGUGUUGCUGAAAUUUAUGCUCAAUAUGUUCGUGAUGAUGCAACUGAAGAAGCAACUAUUGAUCAAGAUAUAACAAAAGAAUAUGCUCGACAACGAGAUCAUCUUGAAGGAACAGUUCGAAGUCUUAAGGCUAAAGUCGAUAAAGAUUCUGAUCGACAUAAAAUGGAAAAUAUUCGUAUCAUGCAAGAAAAUGUAACAUUAAUCAAAGAAAUUAAUGAUCUACGACGUGAAUUAAAAACAGCUCGUGUUAAAUUACAAGACUUACAAACAGCUAUGGGUAUAAGUCGUAAAACAGCAGCACGUACAACAGAAGAAAUAGUUCAAGCAUUAAAUACACAUCAAAAUAAUCAUUUAGUGAAAGAAAAACAAACUGAAUUAGAAAAUUUAAUUCAACGUCAACGAAGUGAAAUUCAACGACUUAAUGAACAAAUUGCAAAUAUUGAAUUAGGUACUGGUCGUACUGGUACAGCUGGUGGUAGUCGAUCUCGUCCAUCAUCUGGACAAUUACCACCAAUUACAUCAGCAUUAACUGCUCAUUGA